Messenger RNA from Malassezia sympodialis ATCC 42132, 795 nucleotides. RefSeq lists its product as uncharacterized. Bases 1 to 795 code for a protein of 264 amino acids. Gene Ontology annotation, biological process: actin filament bundle assembly; actin cortical patch localization. Gene Ontology annotation, cellular component: actin cortical patch. Gene Ontology annotation, molecular function: actin filament binding; phosphatidylinositol binding. The transcript has 3 exons. The record is from RefSeq and is a predicted model, not a curated record. Lineage: Eukaryota; Fungi; Basidiomycota; Malasseziomycetes; Malasseziales; Malasseziaceae.
AUGUCGUACCUGGACCGCUUCAAGACGGCUGCUCGCAAGGCGGGCGAGCAGACCCAGAUUGGCACACACGCGCGCAACGUGCACGCUGGCUUUAGCCUCCCGUCGGAGUGCCAGCGCGCAGCCAACAUUCUGCAGAGUUUCCUGGCGGACCCGAACAACCCCGAGUCGGCACUCAACUCGAUUCCAAAGUCUGUGUUGUUGCAGGCCAAGGGUCUCGCGGUGUUCACUGUCGUCAAGGCCGGCUUUGUGUGGUCGGGCAAGGCUGGCAGUGGCGUCGUGAUGGCCCGCCUGCCCGAUGGCUCGUGGUCGGCGCCCAGCUGUAUCUUCACGGCUGGCGUCGGUUUCGGUUUCCAGAUCGGAGCAGACCUCACUGAAUUUGUGAUUGUGAUGAACACCGAGGAAGCUGUGCGCUCGUUUGGCCUCGCCGGCAACCUCACGAUUGGCGGCAACCUCAGUACGGCUGUGGGGCCGAUCGGUACCGGCACCGGUGUCUCCAGUGCGAUCCUGCACUCCUCACCGAUGUUCACGUACAGCCGGAGCAAGGGCCUGUACGGCGGUCUCUCGCUCGAGGGCACCGUCCUUAUGGAGAACAAGGAGGCCAACACGACCUUUUACGGGCAGCCGAUCCCUGCGAUGGACCUGCUGCUGGGCAAAGUGCCCGCCCCUGAGGUCGCCUCCGUCAUGUACGAGGUCGUCGAGGCUGCUGAGCAAGUCGACGAGUCAGGGCUCCCCGACCAGGCCUAUGUGCCACACGAGCACGCCGGCGCAGCCGGCGUCCGCGCCCAUGUCGAAUGA